AUGUUUUACACAUUGAUCGCUUUUAUAUUGAUUAUUGGAAGUAUUUCAUCAGUACCAACUGAUGAAUUAUCACAAGGUCGAAAUGCAGCAUUUGAAUUUCGAGAAAUGAUUACACAAGUAACUGGUCGGUCAGCUAUGGAUUUUCUUGGAUAUGGAUGUCAUUGUGGUCUUGGUGGUAAAGGACAACCAGUCGAUGCAGUUGAUAGAUGCUGUCAAGUUCAUGAUCAAUGUUAUGCCGAUACUUCUACAUAUCUUCAAUUUUGGAAUUUAUGUUCACCACAUUUAGUUGGUUACUCAUGGAAUUUUAAUAAUAAUGUUAUUACAUGUACUGGAAACCACGAUACAUGUGGAUAUAAAACAUGUAUGUGUGAUAAAAUUGUUGCUGAAUGUUUUGCUCGAAAUAAAUAUAAUGAUCAAUAUAGAGGACAUAGUCAACGUUCAUGUUGA
Molecule: messenger RNA, 447 nt
Organism: Rotaria sordida
Lineage: Eukaryota; Metazoa; Rotifera; Eurotatoria; Philodinida; Philodinidae
Source: the annotation of a GenBank genome assembly